Messenger RNA from Dendrobium catenatum, 552 nucleotides. RefSeq lists its product as uncharacterized. The transcript has 2 exons. NCBI's taxonomy places the organism in Eukaryota, Viridiplantae, Streptophyta, Magnoliopsida, Asparagales, Orchidaceae. Bases 1 to 552 code for a protein of 183 amino acids. The record is from RefSeq and is a predicted model, not a curated record.
AUGGGCAUGCUCAGCUGUUGGAGUGGGGGCAAGAUAGCCGUCCAGGGAGAGGUUGUCGGCGGCCGGAUUCUUUCACAGUCACUCGGAGGCGUGAUCGUGAGCGGCCGGAGAAUGGGGGCGCAGCAAAAGAGAAACCAAAGAAAUGAAGAGGAAGGCUUGGGUAACGACGUCAUCCAAAUUCAAAGAAUCCUUCACAAACUCCAAUCUGAAUUCCGACUGAAACAGCUGUGUGAAGUUUCACUAUUCCUCGGUAUUCAGGUGAUUAAAACAAACACUAGCUAUUUUCUUCACCAAGAUCACUAUGCUCGUGACCUACUUACGCUUGCAGGUUUCACUGAUUGCAAACCGUCUGAAACACCUAUCAGGAUGAAACCACGCAAACAACUCGAUGAACAACCCUACUCCGAUCCUACCCACUUCUGGAAACUAGCCGGAUCAUUACAAUAUCUUUCAAUUACUCGACUAGACAUAGCCUUUGCAAAAAAUCACAUUUUCCAGCACAUGCACAAACUGAGAAACCAGGACUAUCAAGAUCUAAAACGACUGCUAUGA